Messenger RNA from Doryrhamphus excisus (bluestripe pipefish), 11432 nucleotides. The record is from RefSeq and is a predicted model, not a curated record. Lineage: Eukaryota; Metazoa; Chordata; Actinopteri; Syngnathiformes; Syngnathidae.
CGCCUGCGCACACCUCCUCUUCUUUUUCUCCGCAUCUGAGAGGAGCAUCCUCCUCUCUCUCUCUCUUUCCAUCCCUGUCCUCCUCCGCCUCCUCCAUCCUCUCUCUCUUUCGCUCCCCCUCUCUCUCUGGUUGUCCUCAGAAUGAGGUUAGCAGCAGCGCUAGCAGAGCAGAGUUACCGCAGCAGGCUGUGGUUAUACCGUCCUUGCCACGAACGCUCCGUCCUUCACCUUCUGUCCUCUCUGGACUAACCGCCCUCCCUCUCCUCUUUCUCCCCCGCUCUAUCUCCUUGUGCAGCAGUGAUGGGGAGGACCACCAUGUAGAGGAGGCAGCAAUGGGAAGCCACGCAUGGAGCAGGUCUGGACUGCAGCCGUGGUGAGCCUGAGUCCCUCAUCCUCCUCUUCAAAAAGGACCGGUGUGACCUUCUCAGGACCUGACCACUGGGGCCGUCCGACGCUCACCUGGAUGCUCCCUGCAGUCUCAUCGUCGCCCCCCUCCCCUUCUGUCCUCCUCUCCUCAGUGUUGGAUUUUGCCCCCUUUUUUUAAUAUCUAUAUUUAAGCGUCAUUUUUCUUUAUUAUUUUUUGGGGUGCCAACUUUGGAGACAGAGUCUGUCCUCAUAGCAAUAACAACUGUGAACGGACUGAGCGGCGAGCAUCAUGGGGGACAUGUCCAAUAGUGAUUUCUACGCCAAGAACCAAAGAAAUGAGGGCAACCACGCGGCGGGCUUCGGCUGCUCCCUCAUGGAGCUGCGCUCUCUCAUGGAGAUGCGCGGCACCGAGGCGGUGGUCAAGCUCCAGGAGGACUACGGGGGUGUCGAGGGACUGUGCACACGACUGAAAACCUCACCCACGGAAGGCCUGGCAGGUGUCCAAGGUGACCUGGACAAGAGGAAAGAAAUAUUUGGGAAAAACCUGAUACCUCCAAAGAAGCCAAAAACCUUCCUGCAGCUGGUAUGGGAGGCCCUGCAGGACGUCACCCUCAUCAUCCUGGAGGUGGCUGCCCUCGUUUCCCUGGGUCUCUCCUUCUACCACCCGCCUGGAGAGAGCAGCGGAGAGUCUUGCGGCUCGGCGAAGGGUGCCGUGGAAGGCGAGGGCGAGGCGGAGGCGGGCUGGAUCGAAGGUGCCGCCAUCCUCCUCUCUGUGGUGUGCGUGGUGCUGGUGACCGCCUUCAAUGACUGGUCCAAAGAGAAGCAGUUCCGUGGGCUGCAGAGCCGCAUCGAACAGGAGCAGAAGUUCCAGGUGGUGCGUGGCAGCCAAGUCAUCCAGUUGCCCGUGGCGGACAUACUGGUGGGGGACAUCGCACAAAUCAAAUAUGGUGAUCUGCUUCCUGCUGACGGAGUCCUGAUUCAGGGCAAUGACCUCAAGAUUGACGAGUCGUCGCUGACUGGAGAGUCUGAUCACGUGAAGAAGUCUGCGGACAAGGACCCCAUGUUGCUGUCUGGGACCCAUGUGAUGGAGGGGUCGGGGCGCAUGGUGGUGACCGCAGUGGGCGUCAACUCUCAGACUGGAAUCAUCUUCACGUUGUUGGGGGCCGGCGUCGAGGAGGAGGAGAAGAAAGAAAAGAAAGGAGGCGCACUGGAAGACGGACACCAGAACACAGACUGCUCGCACCCCCCCAUCCACCCCAUCGCCACUAUAGCCACGGAUGGGGCAGCAGGCUUUAACGCCCCUGGCGGUGCCAACCUCAUUAAUGGUAAAAUGCAAGAUGGCAAUAUGGAGAGCAACCAGAUUAAAGUGAAGAAGCAGGACGGCGCCGCCGCCAUGGAGAUGCAGCCUCUGAAGAGCGCGGAGGGAGGAGAGGAGGAGAAAGAGAGAAAGAAGGUGUCCAUCCCGAAGAAGGAGAAGUCUGUGCUGCAGGGGAAGCUCACCAAGCUGGCUGUUCAGAUCGGCAAAGCAGGGUUGCUCAUGUCGGCCAUCACGGUCAUCAUCCUGGUCUUGUACUUCGUCAUUGAUGCCUUCAUCGUCCAGAAGCGUCCUUGGCUACCCGAGUGCACUCCCAUCUACAUCCAGUACUUUGUCAAGUUCUUCAUCAUCGGUGUCACCGUGCUGGUGGUGGCCGUGCCUGAGGGUUUACCACUGGCUGUCACCAUCUCCCUGGCCUACUCCGUCAAGAAAAUGAUGAAAGACAACAACUUGGUUCGCCACCUGGAUGCAUGCGAAACGAUGGGCAAUGCCACCGCCAUCUGCUCAGACAAGACGGGCACGCUCACCACCAACCGCAUGACAGCCGUGCAGUGUUAUGUUGCAGACGUGCACUACAAGGAGAUCCCCGAGCCGGGGGUCCUACCGCCUAAAUCACUGGACCUGCUCGUCAACUCCAUCUCCAUCAACAGCGCCUACACCUCGAAGAUACUGCCGCCAGAUAAGGAAUGCGGUCUGCCAAAACAGGUCGGCAACAAGACGGAGUGCGGCCUGCUGGGAUUGGUGUUGGACCUGAAGCGAGAUUAUCAGCCAAUAAGGAACCAGAUCCCGGAGGAGAAGCUCUACAAAGUGUACACUUUCAACUCCGUCAGGAAAUCCAUGAGCACCGUCGUCAAACUACCCGACGGGAGCUUCCGCAUGUACAGCAAGGGAGCGUCAGAGAUUGUUCUCAAAAAAUGCAACCACAUCCUGAACGAGGUGGGUGAGCCCAGGCUUUUCCGUCCCCGGGACAAGGAUGAGAUGGUGAAGAAGGUGAUCGAACCCAUGGCCUGCGACGGUUUGAGGACCAUCUGUGUGGCAUACCGCGACUUCCCCAGCGACCCCGAGCCAAUCUGGGAUGACGAAAACAACAUCCUCAGCGACCUCACUGCCAUUUCCAUCGUCGGGAUUGAAGACCCUGUCCGGCCCGAGGUGCCAGACGCCAUUAUGAAGUGCCAGCGUGCGGGCAUCACCGUGCGAAUGGUGACCGGGGACAACAUAAACACGGCGAGGGCCAUUGCCAUCAAAUGUGGCAUCAUCCAUCCCGGGGAGGACUUCCUGUGCAUCGACGGGAAAGAAUUCAACAGGAGGAUCCGCAAUGAGAAAGGAGAGGUGGAACAGGAACGUAUUGAUAAAGUUUGGCCAAAACUUCGCGUCUUAGCCAGAUCGUCCCCAACAGACAAACAUACACUGGUCAAAGGCAUUAUUGACAGCACGAUGGUAGAGCAGAGACAAGUGGUUGCUGUGACAGGCGAUGGCACCAAUGAUGGGCCGGCCCUGAAGAAAGCUGAUGUGGGCUUUGCCAUGGGUAUCGCAGGUACUGAUGUGGCCAAGGAGGCUUCGGACAUCAUCCUUACUGAUGACAACUUCAGCAGCAUCGUCAAAGCGGUGAUGUGGGGCCGCAACGUCUACGAUAGCAUAUCCAAGUUCCUUCAGUUCCAGCUCACCGUCAACGUCGUUGCCGUCAUUGUGGCAUUCACCGGCGCGUGUGUCACACAGGAUUCCCCGCUGAAGGCGGUGCAGAUGUUAUGGGUCAACCUGAUCAUGGACACGUUCGCCUCCCUGGCUCUGGCCACUGAGCCUCCGACAGAGGCUUUGCUCAAGAGGAGGCCUUACGGACGCAACAAGCCUCUCAUCUCCAGCACCAUGACCAAGAACAUUCUGGGUCAUGCAGUCUAUCAGCUCAUCAUCAUCUUCAUUCUUCUCUUCAUCGGUGAGAAGAUCUUUGAUAUUGAUAGCGGCCGCAAUGCGCCACUCCACGCACCUCCAUCGGAGCACUACACCGUCAUCUUCAACGCCUUUGUCAUGAUGCAGCUCUUUAAUGAGAUCAAUGCCCGUAAGAUACACGGAGAGCGAAACGUCUUUGAGGGCAUCUUUAAGAACCCCAUCUUCUGCACCAUUGUUUUGGGAACUUUCGGCGUACAGAUAAUCAUUGUUCAGUUUGGAGGGAAACCAUUCAGUUGCCAACCUCUGGAUAUAGAGAAGUGGAUGUGGUGUGUUUUUCUUGGCAUGGGGGAGCUCCUCUGGGGGCAGGUGAUGGCGACAAUACCCAACAGCAAGCUGCGCUUCCUGCGGAGGGCGGGCCAGCUCAGCCAAAAAGAUGAGUUACCUGAGGAGGACCUCAAUGAAGAAAACGAGGAGAUCGAUCACGCUGAAAGGGAGCUCAGGAGAGGGCAGAUUCUCUGGUUCCGGGGACUCAAUCGCAUUCAGACUCAGAUCGAAGUAGUGAACACCUUCAAGAGUGGCACCUCCUUUCAGGGGGCAGGAGCUCUGAGACGCCAGUCGUCCACCACCAGCCAGAACCAGGAUAUCCGCGUCGUGAAUGCAUUCCGCAGCUCCCUCUAUGAAGGCCUGGAGAAGCCCGACUCCAGAACAUCCAUCCACAACUUCAUGACCCAGCCCGAGUUUAGGAUAGAGGACUCCACGCCCAGCAUCCCGCUCAUCGAUGACACGGACGACGACUCGGCUCGCCGGAGGAGGAAAUACUCCAGCCAGCCGUCGUCGCCCAACAAGAACAACAACGCCAUCGACAGUGGCAUCAACCUGACCAUCGACACCAGUAAAUCGGCGGCGUCCUCCAGCCCCGCCAGCCCUUUGCACAGCUUGGAGACCAGCCUCUAACCUCCUCAUUUGACCUUUGAACUGGAACCUCAACGCUCCUACCCGCCGCUCCUCCAUUUGGAAGUGACAUACAAUCAAGAAUAGAGAAAAAGCCACAGCCGACUUGUGGUUGCUUUGGAGGAGGAGGAGGCGGCGGCGUGUGCGUGCUAGCAUGCACCGCACAAACUGAUGACGGCAAGGAGGAAGAGGAAGGACACGUUCUCCUCUCUCCUCAUCCACACUGAUAGAAGUAAAAGAAACCUUGUUAUUAUAUUCAGAUUAUUAUUGUUAUAUUAUUAUUGUCCCUCCUGCAUGAAUGUACAUUUACCCACAUUUUAUUUAAAAAGGGUUUUUUCCAUUUGGAUUAUUUUCUUGUGGCGAGCAGCGGACUCAAGACUUAAAGCUCUUCUUCUUCUUCUUCUUCUUCUUCUUAUUAUUCUGUGUGGCAUGAUCCAAAAACAUUUGAGUCAUGUGAUGAGGUGCCAGGGCUCAACUUGCACAGCAGCUUUGCACCCCCCUCCAUCCCCCCUCAUUCCAAAACACACAAAAAAGAGGAACGCAAAAACAAUAAAACAACGGCGGCGACACAGCAGCAUUUAGAGGAUAUACUAGUAUUCUAUAAAUAUGGAUAUUCUAUAAAUAUAUUUAGAGAGAGUUUAUCUUUGUUUGUCGGCAUGUUGCCUUGUUCCUGCUUCGAAUGGCUCGGAAAAUAACUUUUUGGACUUAUUUAUGUCUUCAAGAGAAUGUAAUUUGUUUACAGCAAACUUAGAAAUAUAUUUCCUGGUUCAGAGAAGAAGGGAAGACGACGCUCAUGCGACAUCUUGUUACUGAGGAGGAUACACGAUAACAACACAUACACAAAAAAAACAGAAAAUAGAUUUAACAACAAAAAAAAAGUGCUGGAAUUUGCCUGCUAUCUUGUGACAUAUUGUAGAUAUUUUUUUGAGGAUUAACAAACAAAAAGAAACCAAACUAGUCAAUGUGGAAUCUUAGUAUUAUUGUUUAUGAUGAUUGUUAGGAUGGAGUUGAGGGGGCUCGCCUUUGUUUUGGGUUUUUUUUUUUAUUUAAAAAAUGGGGCAGAUGGGGACUAAUUCUUUCAUUUGUUUUAGUUUUCACAUUAUGUCUUCUAUACUCCCGCUGGCAAAAUAUAUUACAUAUUUUCAUCAGAUACAAAUUACUAUCUUUUUAAAAUCUGGGAUUUAUUAUUGAUUAAUUCAGUGCACUAAUUAUGGUCACGCACACAGUUUGUUUUUUUUGGUCUAAAAAAUAGGAAUUGUGGCAUUGUGGCAUUCAAUAUUUAGUCUUUCUUUCCUUUGACAUGUUUAAAAUGAACGUCUAGAAUUGAUAUGAAUAAAUUGAUGUCAUAUCUUCAAAAUGCAGAAAUAAAAAAAAGUCAGAUUUUUUUUCCUCCGACAAAGAAAAAAACACACACACACAAGACGUGUGUUUUCCUAAAAAAAAAAAAAAAAAAAAAAGUAUCCUUCCCUAUUUUCUCACCUUCUCUCCCUUGGGUAUUUUGCUAUUUUGUCAAUUUUUUUUCACUCCUUGGGACAUACUCCUAAAUCAAUACAUAUAUACACCUUACACAACAGAUUUUUAGAUUUAAAAAAUUAUUAAUAUUAUUUUAUAUACAUUAAUAUAAUAUUAAUAUAAUAUUUUAUUUUUAGAUUAAUCACAGUCAUUUUCCUCGGGAAGAGAGAGCACACACACAUAAUUUGGUUAUUUUGUAAUAUUUAUUUUUCUCUCUUUUUUCCACAUCUUUAUUAAAUAUAUUUAUUUUCUAUCAUUUUAUUUAAUAUAAAUGUUUUGUUUCAAAUGAACUUCCUGGGGUCAAAUUAGCAAAUAUAUUUAUAAAUAAUUAUAAAUUAUAUAUUCAUCUCACAUAAAAUAAAAUUGAAAGGGAGGGAUACACACACACACAUACACACACACAAAAUGUUUGAGGCCAUUUGAAACAUAAAAAAAGGAAAACAAGCCCCACACAUAAAUGGAAUGUUGCUUUGCCUCUUUUUUCUAUAUAUACAGUAUAUAUACAUAUAAUUCUAUAAAUAUAGCUCUAAAAAAAGACUCUUUUCUGCACUAUUUGGUUAUGAAUGCCAACUUACGUGGUGUAAAAUCUCGAUGUGCUUUUGUGUGUUUUAACAGAGGUUGUCUUCCUGCCGUCACACCGACAUAAAUCCAGUACUCUAACAUCUGGGCUGUACUUGCUAGUUGUCAUAUUUAUUGUGCUGUAUUCAGCAAGCAGGAAAGCGUGGCACUCAGAUGGAAAAGGCCACUUGAACUAGCCUUGUUGUUUGGACCACUAACUCGCUGGCAUCUCCUUGGCUCAUUAUGCAAUCUGGACAAUUGACCCCCCCCCCCCCCCCUCUUUUUUUUUUUUACUAAAUAAACACACAGCACUAUUAUUUUAAUCAUCUACAGCAUCUCUUUCACUUGGAUAUGCUCGUUUUUAUGUGGUCCAGUUUGGCGAGGGUGCACAAUCAUUCCCGGUCUCCUCAGGCCUGCAGAAGGAAUACUAUAAGCAAAAUUCAGUUAAUAAUUCAUAUUUGAGUUGAUGCUUUUAAUAUUCUGUUCAUUUAUUCAAUUAUUUGUGUGUAAAGCUCAUUGAUUCAUCGUCAGCAUCCAACAUUCUCCACAUUUAGUGCAGUGGAACCUAAAAGUGGAUGCUGGUUGACUUCCACGUUGUCAGCUAUAGCUGUAUUGUUCUAAGUCACAUUCUUAAGAAGUUCAAUAAAAGUAAAAAAAAAGCAAAACUACCGUAAAUGCUGUAAUUAUAACCAAGGGACUUAUUUAUCUAAACAUGGCCUGUAUUUUUAUUACUGUAAUUCCUAGCCACUUCACGCUUCAAAUUCUGUUCUUUCACUCUUAUCACUCCCGAAACUUAUGGUAUAUUGAUUAGUAAAUCAUCUCUGCAACCUAAAAUGGAACAUCUUCAAGCAUAAAUAUGGCACAAACUAGAUUUGAUUGCCAGAACAACAGGCUUUUAUUGCAGGUUUGAAUUAUCUCAACAAUAGGCACAAAAAUAGCUAACACAGAGUACAGCUACUUUCUGUUUUUAUAUCUAUCUAUAUAUAUGGGGAUUAUGAGUGUAAAAGUGACUGUAUGGAUGUUGUGUCAUGUCUAGAGGGCACUAAUAAUACUCAAACCUGUAUUUCAACAGGUUUUCUAUGCACUAAAGAUGAAAAUAUUCAAUUUUGAAAUUCACUCAUUAUGGUCAGGUCUGGGACCAAUUAACCAUGAUAAAGUCGUAAUUACUGUAUGUAUAACAAUAUAUAUAUUUUUAAACUUUAAUAAUGAUAUGGAGUGUAUGAAAAAGUGCAAAGCAAAACAAGAACCAAUGUUGUAAUACUAGUAUGGCAAGUGUAACACACACGACAGCUGAGUAGUGUGACAGAUACAUUAAAGCGCAUGCAGAGGUAGCUCAAGCUGCUAGAUGCUCACCAUAAUACUUGUGGAGUUAGUAAAAACUACAUAUGGAGAAGUCAGUCUCUUCUCCCGUUGUCAUGGUCACUAAAAAUAUAGGUGCAGAUUCUGGAAGAUCUAGAAUGCUUUCUGUGCUGGUUAUUGUGUGUAGCUGCUCUACAGGAGUGGAACUGAGGUUCCAGUUCAACUCAAUACAAAGGGAAAGAAAAUGAACAUAAUAGGUCCCCAUGUUGCCGGGUAGGUUUCCAAACGUCAUUGGAUACUUUGAUAUGAUUCAACUUUUAAUUUUCGUCGGAAUCUGUAUUUAUAUAGGGAAUAUUUUUGCAGUUAGAGUACAGAAAACCUGUUUGCCAUCUUCUAAAUAUGCUUUUGAAUAUUAUUAGAGCCCUCUAGACAUGUAAUAACACCCCUAUAGUCACCUUGAUGCGCUUAUAACCCAAUAUAGUAGACAUAAGAAUAAAAUGUAAGCCAUUUAAGACAUAAAUAAGACAUGUGCUCGUGUGUGUUGCUGUAAAUGGGUUCUGGUGCUAAGGAAGAUGAGUGGCAAGCGGACAGGAAAUGGGGGAUCUGAGUUGAGUUUUAUCUUGGUGUCGGCCACAACAGUAGCCUUUGUAAUGGAUUAUUGUGUCUAUUGUGAGAUUAUUCAAAUCUGCAGUAAAAGCCUGUUGUUCCGGCAAUCAGGACUGGUGCUUGUGUGUCUCACAAUAUAGACUCAAAUGUAGUAAGCUUUGUUCUUAUUUAAUUCUUGUUCGGCACAGUACUUCCUGUGAUGACGAUUGUCUCAUUACUGUCACAUGGUGACCAUCACUACGUCUUUGAAUGCAUCUUCUGAAUGCCUUUAUAUUUGUAUUGUAGUUAAUUUAGCCAUUUUUAUGGUUGAAAAUGAUUCAUUUAUGCAAAAAAAGUCAGCUUAAAUAUGCAUACUUUUUUUUUUUUUACUAAUUGGCCGUAUUCAACCAUGCAACCGCAAUGAUUUAUGAAUCUAUUUUUGGAAAAACAAGAAGCCAUAAAAGUGGCCAGGGACGACUGUAAUGUAAUGUAAUCACACAACUAGUUCAUAUUCAUAUGAUGCUUUAUAUCUCAUGCUGCUAAUGAACAAGGUGUCCAAUGUUUUUUUCAAUGAGGGCCAAAUACUGAUACAUGAAAGGAUGCAUGGGCUGUUGUAAUAAUAUUAGGACUUUAUUCCCACAAUAUGAACUUUUUCCCCAUCCCAAUUUUCCAAAAAUUACAUUACUUGCAUUUUUUGUGUUUGCUUUAAUAUUAUUACUUAAUAUUAUGCUACUAAAUUAUUUUUUCUGAUUCUCGUAAAAUUGUGAAAUUUUUUUCUCAUUAGAAUACAACUUUUUUUUAAUAUUUUGACAUCAUUCUUGUGAAAUUAUUGUUUGAUGUUUUUUUUUUUUUAUUUGUGCUGAUUUCCCCCAAUUAUUUCAACUUUCUUCUGGUAAAUUGUCUUCACAUAAUAUUAUGUGAUAAUAUAAAAAAUAUAUAUAUUCUUUAUUCCCAUAAUAUAUUGUUUUUCCCCAACCUAAUUUCCAAACAUUACAACUUUAUUUUUUGUCUCUUCCUCAGAAUAUUAUAACAUUUUAAAAAUACAUUUCUUUCCUUAAAUACGAUUACUGUAUUGAGUUUUCUGCCUGUAAUUAAUAAGUCCAUAUGUGGAUACUACAAAAAUUAUGUUUUCUCCUAAAAUUGUGACUUUUUCGCUUAAUAUUUUCACUUAGUUCAUUUUAGCAAUCUUAUAUAUUCUUAGAACGUGCCAUGCGUUAAUAUUAAACAGUUCAAUAAUGAGUGCAGUACUGCCACCUAGUGUCCAAUAAUAUUUAUAUAUUUCUACAAUCUGCGGCAAAAAAAAAUUCAAAAAAUGGCCCGUGCGCCGGAGUUUGACCACCACAACUUGUUUUUUGUCCCUCAAAAUUGUACCACUUUUUAAGGUUCCACUGUCACAUUAUGUAAAUACAAGCAAAGAGUCUCCUGACCUGGUGACACAAUCAUGUGAUUGCAUCCCCAGCAUAUUUUAAUGGUAAGCCCCCACGCCACUGAUGAUGAUGAUGAUGAUGAUGACAUGAAUUGUUGUAUAUUUUCUCACCUGCCUGGAUGUACUGUAUUUAGCAGCAUGCCGUUUGUGGAAGCAAGAAAAAGAGACAUGCCUACAAGCUAACAACCUUUUGGCACACUUAGCCGUUUAUUGGGUAAGUGAUUUAUUUAUCUUGUUUUUAAUGAUUUUUUUUUAAUCUCUAAAAUAAUAAUAAUUGUAAAUAAAGAACUCAAUGUCUUUGUUCAUUUAAUACUAUGCAAAAAGUCAUGCUUUUUAUUUUCUGAUUGUCACCCCUCCUGAUGAAGCCCUAUAUAGAGUGUGUUGCUGGAAUGUUUGUGCUCUCAAAAAAAAAAACAAAAAAAAAACAUCCAAAUCACUUACAUGAUGUGAUGUAAACGACUUUUCUAGCUUGAGGAAAUAAUUCUGAUACAAGAGGGAGGAUGCUCAUGAUGAUGAUGAUGAUAAUCACCUGUGACUCUUGCUGCUUGAUUGUCCCGCUCAACACAUUCCUGACAAAGAGCGCAAGUGCAAGUAGAAAAAAAGAGAAAAACACAAUAAAAAAAAUAUAUGAAAAAUCUUUCCAAUAAAAUGUCCCAGAGCAGCAUGACCCAGCAUGGUGUGUCCUGGCCCCGUGUCACAUGUCCCCGUCUCGUUCUGUCUACAUCUAGCGUGUUGCUCUUUUUAGAUAUGACCCUCAAAAUGACAUUUGGGACUCCAUAGGCAGAUUAUUCAUGUGAAGAAUGCUAACUAUAAGGCCAACUACGAAUACUUACAAACAUGCAUGUCAAAUAAUAGUUAAUUUGCUCCAAUCAGCUUUUGACCCCACUCCAUAUACGUGAUUUUAUAAUUUUUUUUAAUAAUUUGGGGGUGUGUUUGCUUCCCCUUGCAGAUUGACAGGCUGGUUUUCUUUUGAAGAGGGAUUAAAACAAACCUAAAUGAGACAACUUUGCUUAUUAUUAUUAAUGAUUUCAUUAUUUAUUUAUUGUCAUUCAAAGGUCAAAAUAAAUCUCCUAAAAAUACAUUCCCAGCUUGUGAAGUGCAAGCCAGGGCAACAGGGGGCGAAAUAGCAUUUAACUGUUUAGCGCAAUCAGCAUUCUAAAGCGUAUGCAAGCGUAUACACUUCUUAUGGAGUCAGCUACAGAAAAAAAUAAAAACAUAAACGGGAGGUUGCCUACAGCCACAGUAGUUCAUGCCAACCUUUUCAACCUGGUGGUCAUUAAGAACCCUAGCAGUGAUUUGCAUUUGUAGACCAUGACUGAACCACAACUGAAAGGACUUAUAUCGAGUUUUUCAUUGGAAUGUUUAUUCCAUUAUUAACAAAAACAAAUCACAGUGCAUCUUAAAAAGGAACUGCACUUUUUGGAGGGACUUUUGCCCAUCAUUCACAAUCCUGAUGUGAAACAUGAACACAUAUUUCUUUACCUUUUCUGUGCAUUGUAACGCAAGAAAGUGAGUUAGUAUGAGCUAGCUAACAAC